GCUGCAUUGAUGCUGGCCGAAGCACCUUGUGAUCGAGGUGCACCACUGCAUGCCCCACCAUGUCCUCGACCUCAGGCAGAGAAGAAGUUGUUCAACUCGGGCCGACGGGCCCGGCUGAUGUCGAGGAUCUGCUUGACCUCAGUGGCGCGCUUCUCAGCUUCUUGCCACAUGGUGAAGGUCUCGAGCUUGAUCUUGCGGUAUACGCAGGAGGGGAUGCCGCUCAGGUACUUGUCGCGUAGCUCCAGGUCCCCAUACCUGGAGUGGUCCGCCGGACCCUUGAACAACGUGGAGAACUCUGCAGCGCUCCACUUGUGCAGUGGUGGCAUCGUCGAGAUUGCCAAAGCAAGCCUUAAACGCUGUAAGGAAGGCUGCUUCGUUGGCGAAGGGGGUUGUUGCUCCCUGGACCCCAGUUUGGACAGCAGCAAGCUGGAAGAAGAUGGGGGUGGCCCAGGUUUGCACAUUACCAUCGAGGAGACUGAGGGUGACUUGAACUUUAAGUUCGAUGGUCGAGAGCGCCGUGUUGAUUGCCCAGGGGCAUGGGUGAGGACAUUACUGGCAACGAGGGGGACAAAGGCCUGCCUGCGGGCGAAGACGGCUGUUGUGACUGUUCGCCGGGCGAAUUUUGACUGGAGCGAGUGCGCAAGCAGCCUCGCGGCAGCGACGGCGGUGGAGGCAACAGAGGAAGUCUGGUGGCGGGGUGACAUACGACAGGGACUGGAGGCAAGGAGGGGACUGCUGACGACGAGCUGGCCCAAGAAUGCGACGGAGUGUCUCGGGGCUCGGCCUUGGGAGGUCUUUCCAACCGCGGCCCCAAGGAGGGCUGGGGGAUCGCUUGAGGGGUCGCUGUAG
Messenger RNA from Postia placenta MAD-698-R-SB12, 849 nucleotides. RefSeq lists its product as hypothetical. The transcript is spliced from 3 exons. The annotation marks the transcript as partial. The record is from RefSeq and is a predicted model, not a curated record. Lineage: Eukaryota; Fungi; Basidiomycota; Agaricomycetes; Polyporales; Adustoporiaceae.